UUAAGUCAGUUAUUGGCUCGUGAUUUCAGGGGUUUUUCUUAUAAAAACUGUAAAACUGUAACAAUCCAGGGUGCACUGCGUUUCUUAUUUGCAUGUUGUUUCUGGUGUCACUGCCCAUCUCUUUACCCUGGAGGGUUUCCCUUGGUAUCUUCUUGGCAUGCAGCCAGCAUCAGGGAAACAAUCAGUUAACCACCUGCCAUUAACAGGUAUUUGAAAAGCUUUCCUUCGGCAGCGAAACUAAAGGAGGCUGACUCGGUCUGGCUUGGUUUUUUUUUUUUUUUUAACUCUGAAACUUUAAAGAAAAAAUACAACUUUCUAUUCAUAACAACCAAGACACCCUCCAGCCUGCUCUGGCCCUCUGCUCAUUAUGGGCUGCGGCCUUCACGGUGGGCAGUGAUGUGUGCUUGAAUCCAGAGGAUGCCAUGGGCCGAGUUUCUGCAGCUUGUCAGCUGCAUAGGACUCUUACGAGCCUUGGAGAGAGACCCGAGGGGUGGAAAUCUCUCAGUGCCUCUUUGCUUGCAGCUGGAAACACCUGGGGGUUAAGUGGAGCUUCAGGGACAAGUGUACCAAAGGUGCUCUAGAAGGCUGUCCAAGAGCUUCUGAGCGGAGGUUGCCUGGCACACAUAAGUCAUGCAUAUUUAUUUGCCAGAAGAGCUGCUCGGCUAAAAGGCCAGCAGUGUUACCUGAUAUCUGCAGCAACCAAGACAUUUGUGUGUGUCCCGUGGCGGUGCCUGAUGGUGUCCGAGGACAAGGCAGAGGGAGCUCAGGGGCUCUGGAUGACUGCUUGAGGGAUCUGGGCCGCAUGUGCUAUUUUCUUCCGCCACGUGCAGUGAGCCAGACCCAGGAAGGCUCUAGAGGUGAAUGGCCGGCAGCCUGGUGUUCCCAGCAACAGUGUGGGAGUUUGAGCGUGGGUUACUCUACAGGACAGCAGGCCUGAUGGUGGCACAUGGGCUACAUCUGCCUCAAAGGGAAAAAGGCUCUUGGCUCCAGAGUUAGCAGGGCUCCUUGAGAGAGCUUUAAGUAGCAUUGGAAGUGGAAAAGGGAGUAAAGCAGGCUGACGGGGGAGAUGCGUCAGCACUGCACAGCCAUGUUUGCGUGACAGUGGAGGAUGGAAGCAGUGCUGCCAUCAAAGGUCAUGAAAGUGUAGCAGAAGUCAUGGGAAAAGCAGGUUUUUGCCACAAUUCUUUCAGACCAAAAUACUACCAAAGAAACACUCUUGAAUUUGGGCUUUUUACAGCAGCCUUCAUCCAGGUCUUCUUCUAGGGAAUUUCGGAGGAAUAAGACAUGAGUGCCUCUGCAUUCCCAUGCACAAUGCUGCCUCCAAAAUACUCCAGCCCUUCUCCAUUUGGCUCCUUCCAUUCCUGUGCAGAAGAAGGAAAUUCAGUAGAGGGGAGGUGCAAGAAUUCACAGGCAACGUGGGUGUACAUUGGGGCCUUCACAGCCAUCACUUUGGUAUGAGGUCACAGAGCUCUGUUUGAUGUCAGGUUCCAGAGCCCCACUGUGCUCUUCAGUGCUCACUCUGGGCAACACUGCAGCAGCAGCAGCAGCAGCAGCAGCAGUAGCAGAGUGUUUCUAGCAGGGGGGAUCAUGGUCCUGAGCCGCUACCUCCUGCUGCUCUUUCUCGUGGCCCUGCCAGCCCAGAAUGCCCAGAGUGCUCCAGCAGCUGGGCAGGGAGCAGUUGUGGACACGGAGAGUGCUCUUUCAGCCCCUGAGCGAGGGGCAGAUACCGUGCUGACUCCGAGCUGGUACCUCAAGCAUGAGUAGUCAGUCUGUCCUGCCUUCACAAAAAGGAGCGCCCCUUUUCCCUGUUUUAUUCACGAGAAAAAUACCGUCAUAGGUUAACGUGCUUUUGUAAAUCUAACAAUAGGGAUGAACGAUGACAAGGUUCCUGAAGAGUUCCCUGAAGGAUUGCCGGAUGUUCCAGAGGAGCUCCUGGCAGCCUUGCAUGAAGCCCCGUCUGAGACAGAUUCUGAGACUGUGCCGGAGACCUUAGCUGUGGAAGAAAGUGACAUUGUGCCAGGCUCACAUGAAAAAAGAGAACCAAUAGAGGACACCAGGACACUUGCUGAGCCUGAGGAAUAUUCAGGGUUAUCCGGUGGGCAAAAAGCCGAGACUGCUGGACACUGUGACCCGAGCAAGUACUACAUCCUAGUAGGGACAGUAGCAGCCUCAGCUUUGCUUCUGCUUGGGGCAGUGUCUGGCUAUCUAGUCAUGCAUCAGCUGCUGAAGAGAGACAGGAGGAGCCAGGAGGACAAAGAGGCAACAGGACAGGACUGGGACUCUUCCUGGGAAAGCUGUGGUCAGCCUAGAGGUGAAGCAGAGCCAGGAGAAGGAGCAGGAAGCGGCGAGAGAGCCCAAGGCAACGGGUUCAGGGACAGCUGCCGCCUGUUUCCUGAGCUCUUUGCAGCAGAGCUCGCCCGGCUGUACAAGAACAUGAGCGCAUACCCAUCACCUCUGCCCACCUGCUCCUUCUGUGCUCUGGCUGACAACGCCUCUUCACGGGACCACUGGAUUUCCCUGGAGUCACCUCAGCCCACAGCAUCCUCUUGGCCCUCCUACCACCAAUACCUGCAGGACUACCAUCUCUUAGAGGAUGAUGAUUAGUGAUAGUGAUAGCCAUAAAUAGUGAUAGUGAUAGCCAUAAAUAGUGAUAGUGGUAGUGAUUCUUUUAGUGAUAGUGAUAGGGACACUUGAUAUUAGAGGGUGGUGGUUGUUUUAAUGAUAGUGAUAGUUAAUAUUAGAGGAUAGUGAUGGUUUUAAUGAUAGCGUUAGUUAAUAUUAGGGGAUAGUGAUUGUUUCAAUGAUAGCGUUACUUGAUAUUAGAGGAGGGUGAUUGUAUUAGUGAUAGUGAUAGUCAUAAAUAGUGAUAGUGGUAGUGAUUCUUUUAGUGAUAGUGAUAGGGAUACUUGAUAUUAGAGGGUGGUGGUUGUUUUAAUGAUAGUGAUAGUUAAUAUUAGAGGAUAGUGAUUGUUUUAAUGAUAGCGUUAUUUGAUAUUAGAGGACAGUGAUUGUAUUAGCGAUAGUGAUAGUUAAUAUUGGAGGAUGGUGAUUGUUUUUGUGAUAGUGGUACAUUUAGUGAUAGUGAUACUUGGUAUUAGCAGACAAUGAUUGUUUUCUUGAUCUUGAUAAAUAAAUAUUUUUCCGAAAGCAGUAAAUUCUUGCCUGCUGCGGCUGUUUCUGUUGGGGCAGAACGCACAGAGCUGGGAGCAGGGCUGGGGCUGUGACAGGAGCUCUGAGAAACUUGCACUGCAGUGCAGGAGCUGCUUGUGCCACCUCAGCCUGCUUUCCCAGCAGUGGCCGUUCACAAAGCUUUCCUGCACCAGCACGGGGACACGCUGGCUAGCAGUGACAUGCAGAAACUUCUCUGGGAGCUCAUUUGGGAUGCUGGCCUGAAUCAGGAAGGUCUGGGCAGAGAGGGAAAGAUGUUCUGCGAGGGAUGGCUGUCCAGCAGUGAGCACAUCAAGGAGACCCGAGGUGGUGACUUAGGUCGUGGCAGUCCCUCCCCGAAGAGCUUCAAGAGAGGAGCAUCAAGGAGCAGAAAGCUGGAGCCGGGCUGUGUGAGAGGGGAAGGAAUGUCCUAUCAAUCACAGGAGCCUUCUUAAAAAUUAGAUGGCUAACAGUGACUAUAAUUAUAACAAAAAUUACAGUCUUGUCGCACGCAGUAUGGGAAAAAAGCCCAGAGCUGGAAUACAACAGAGAACUUUUGUGGGGGAUUUUGUGAACCGCUAGCUAGUUGACAAAGGUCACACUGAUAUAAUACCGUUAGUUAAGCAAGAAGGAGAUGGGUAUAGGAGUCAGCAGUCAGUGUCCAAAGCUGGCAAGGGCACUGUGCCCUUGGUGCAACAUCAGGAUGGGGGAGAGGAUGGUUAGUUAGAAAUAUGAAGAAAAGAUGUGGACAGCUACAACAUAGUAGCCACAAGAAUGCUAAGGUAGGCGUAGUUAGCUGAUAAGUAACUAACCAAUAAUGAGCUCGCCUUUUGCAAUAUGUAUUGGCCUCAUUAACACCAAUAUAAAUGUA
This is a messenger RNA of Passer domesticus (house sparrow), 4018 nucleotides long. RefSeq lists its product as uncharacterized. The coding region runs from base 1870 to 2604 and encodes 244 amino acids. NCBI's taxonomy places the organism in Eukaryota, Metazoa, Chordata, Aves, Passeriformes, Passeridae. The record is from RefSeq and is a predicted model, not a curated record. The transcript is spliced from 5 exons.